Molecule: messenger RNA, 1392 nt
Organism: Ilyonectria robusta
Lineage: Eukaryota; Fungi; Ascomycota; Sordariomycetes; Hypocreales; Nectriaceae
Exons: 1
Coding region: 1-1392 (463 amino acids)
Biological process (GO): monoatomic cation transport; transmembrane transport
Cellular component (GO): membrane
Molecular function (GO): monoatomic cation transmembrane transporter activity
Source: RefSeq, a predicted model, not a curated record
AUGACGCCCGACGGCCACAACACCAUUACUCAUCAUCCCCAUGCCAUUCACCUGCAGCCCAUCGACCGGGCCAGCAGUCGCGCCAACAGCCGCAACCACAGUCGUCAGCCCUCGCCCUCCCGCCACGGCUCCAGCACAGCCGUAGAGCCAGUGGCCGCUGAUGAUAACGACACCAUUGUCCGCAACCUCUCCCACGUCACCGAUGUCGAGAGCCAGCUCACAGCCGGUCGCCGACGCCUCCCGGGCAUCGCCGCCGGCCUAGACAACGACCCAUACGGUCUCUCUCUCUCCUACAAGACAGACUCGGACCUCGAUCAGAUCAAGGCCAACACUUCUCGCAAGCGUGAUGGCGCCGCCGUUGCCAAGCGCAGCCUCGGGCCUGGCCCCAAGUCCUCUGUUCGCCGUGUCCGGGGCUUUUACAAGCAUCAGAAUGAGACUAUAGAGCGCAUGCUAAAGUCGGUCGAAGAGCACCGCGACGAAGCCCGCCAGGAAGCCGGCGACGACCAGCUGAAGUUCCGCAUCGCCGUCUACGGCUCCUUGAUCGCCAACAUUUUCCUCGCCGCUCUCCAGCUAUACGCUGCCAUCUCCUCGGGUUCCCUGUCGCUCUUCACCACCAUGGCCGACUCCAUUUUCGACCCCCUUAGCAACAUCACCCUCAUCAUGUCUAACCGUGCCAUCCAUCGUGUCGACCCACGUCGCUUCCCCGCCGGCAAGGCCCGCCUCGAGACGGUGGGUAACAUCAUCUUCUGCUUUCUUAUGAUCGCCGUGUCGCUCAUCAUCAUUGCCUUUGCUUGCCAAGAGCUGGCCCAGGCCGAUGGUGCUAAGAAGUUCCAUCUUCCUUCUGUGAUUUCUGUUUGCGCCGCGUUUGCCACCAAGUUCUCCCUCUUUCUCUACUGCUGGGCCAUCAAGGACAAGUAUAGCCAGGUCAAUAUCCUCUGGCAGGACCACCGUAACGAUCUCUUCAUCAAUGGUUUCGGUAUCCUGACGUCCGUCGGUGGUGCCAAGCUGAAGUGGUGGAUCGACCCCAUGGGAGCCAUCAUCCUUUCCGUCACCAUUUCGACCGUCUGGCUACGCACGGCUAUUGCUGAGUUCCUGCUCCUCGUCGGAGUUACCGCAUCCGUGGAGACCCAGCAACUCAUCACGUACGUCUGCAUUACCCACUCGGACGCCAUCCAGGGUAUCGACACGGUCCGGGUCUACCAUUCGGGUCCACGGCUCAUCGCCGAGGUCGACAUUGUCAUGGACCCCGCGCAAACGCUGCAGGAGAGUCACGAUAUUGCCGAGGCUCUGCAGAUCAAGUUGGAGGAUUUACCAGACGUUGAGCGGGCCUACGUCCACAUCGACUACGAAACGACCCACAAGCCGGAGCACGCUUUGAAGAAGGACCUGUAA